GGACCAGGAUCAUCUACGAUCGGAAAUUCCUGAUGGAGUGUCGGAACUCACCUGUGGCCAAAACACCCCCGAGGGACUUGCCCACCAUUCCCGGAGUCACCAGUCCUGUCAGUGAUGAGCCACCCACAGAAGCCAGCCAGAACCACCUACGCAACAGCCCAGAAGAAAAGCGGGCAGGUGGUGAAGAGUCACAGUUUGAAAUGGACAUUUAAGGGACCAGUCAUUGGAUGGAGUGAUAUUUCUGGGCCCCUCAGGCCCUUCUCAGGAGGAGAGUCACACCAGCCAGGCCUUCUGAAAGUUACCUACUGGGCAGGCGUCGGGUGUGGGGUCGGCCACCCGGCCCUCCUCCUUUCUCACUCAGGGCACCUGCUCCCCUUUCCUCUUUGUGAACACCAGCACAUACCUCCUUGUGCCUCCAUUGAUGCAGGAGUUGCUACCCAGCCGGGAUUGACUCUCUUGCCCGCACCCUGCAGCCAAGGGCCAGGAAUUGGACAUGGAGGAGCUCUUCUGAAUGAUCAUCUGGUUCUUCCAGCCCCAUCUUCUGGGGCAUACCCUUCUUCUUAGGGUGGGGUACCUGGGAAAGCUCCCCUCCAUUUCCUUCCCCAAGAGAGGAAAUAAAAGCCAUUUUCACCCUGGGGUCAAGGUUUGGGCCCUGUCUGAGCUCUUUUCAACACCAAGUAAUAAUUAACACCAGCUGAUCUGUUCAGUGCUUAAAAUAUUCUUUCCUUCAUAUUAUCUCAUUUGAUCCAGUAGGUAAGUAGAACAAGCAUUGUCCUCAUUUGGAGCUGGGAAGACUGGCUCAAGAAAAGCCACAGCACAUGGGACUGGGUUUGAGCUCUGCUGCUCUCAAGCUCUUAUUUUUCAGUGGCAAGUGCUGCCUACCUCUGUCAAGUGAACGCAGUUACCUUCCAACCCAUUGGAGGCAAGUGUGAAAGCGUUCUAGCCUUGGCCAUUGUAGAGGCUCUAAUUCACACACACCUGAUCUUUGUUGAGUGGUCCUUUUGUGUGAGCUGCCCUGGGAGACACAAACAAGGCAAGCUGUCUGCCUUGAGAAUUUCAUUGAAAUGGAAGAUUUGCCCAUAAGAAAAGGUAGCAUAAAGCAGAUCAUAUAAGAGUGGUUACAAAUGAGUGGUUUGUG
Castor canadensis (American beaver) is the source of this 1138-nucleotide messenger RNA. RefSeq names its product eukaryotic translation initiation factor 4E binding protein 1 (gene Eif4ebp1). The record is from RefSeq and is a predicted model, not a curated record. Gene Ontology annotation, biological process: negative regulation of translational initiation. Gene Ontology annotation, cellular component: cytoplasm. Gene Ontology annotation, molecular function: eukaryotic initiation factor 4E binding. NCBI's taxonomy places the organism in Eukaryota, Metazoa, Chordata, Mammalia, Rodentia, Castoridae.